CUAGCGCUACUCCCCGCGUGUGUACGGACGUGCAGACGAGACCAGAAAGAAUGUGAGUAACUCUAUUACGGGCAGUCGUCAUCAUCUACUUAUGAAUGAGCUGAUGUUGUUUUGGUUAGUUGACACACACAAAAAAAAGGACGGAUUUUUUUUCCCUUCGUUUUUUCAUGCUUCGUUGAUCUACUAAAUAUCAUGCAUCCUGUUUGAAUUUGAAAUGCAGAUAAUGAGACAGAGGAUCUAAAGGUACUCUAUUUUGGAAACGGGGGAGAUAUUGUUAUCGCGUGUUGCGUUGGACAGUUGGAUGUGCCUGAGGACGACAGAGACAUUGGAUGUCUAAGACUUGGAUAUUGAACACAAACGAAACCAAACACAGGAGCUGUUUGUUGGCGCAGGUCUUCAAGUGACGCCAGCUUCUACCAAUGGGGCGUAAAUGAAGGCCUCCAAAGUCUAGUCGUAUCUAUGUUCAAAACUAAAAAAAACAUAAUGAUGCUUCAGUGGUUAUAACACCUGCUACCAAAAGUUCUUCCUGCCUUUGAACCGAAAGUAAAAACUCCGGAGAUACGAUUCCCAGCUCAUCCCUACUUCCAUCAAUCAACAUAUGAUAACAGUGCAAGCUAUAAAGUCGACGAGAGUGACCUCCUUGGCAUUGUCCUAUCCUGACCUUGGAUAAUUAUGAAUUCCUUUCUUAGAAGACGUUCAUGAGACGGAACCCACCAUGGAACAUAAUCAAAGUUUGAACGGGACAAUUUCCCAGGAGGCCAUUGAAAACUGCUCGACCUUGACAUUGAUUGUCAGCAACGCAACCAAGCAGGGUUUGAGAGACUUCAACGCUAGAUAUGGCGAGCUGCACGGCUACAUAGCUGUGUCUGUUUGCUUGUUUGGCGUUCUGUCCAACAUUGCGAACAUUAUUGUCCUGACGAGAAAAAACAUGGCGUCUAGCACUAACACCAUUCUCUUGUGGCUGGCUGUCUGCGAUCUGUUCAAGAUGCUCGACUAUCUCCUUUUCGCCACGCAUUUCUACGUGAUGGCCCCUAACGACCCCAACAGGCCGGGUUUUGGUUCAACAGAUUUCUCUUGGAUCUGUUUUUUACUUUUCCACGCCAGCUUCAGUAUUGUCUGCCACGCCAUUUCAAUCUGGCUGACCAUCGCCUUGGCAAUCUUUCGUUAUAUCUACAUCUGCAAGCCGACCAGCGGAGUUUACUACUGCAGCCAAGAGAGAGCUCGCUUUGUGGUUUUAAUCGUGGCGAUACUCAGCAUUGUGAUUUGCGUACCGAACUAUGCCGUAAACACUUAUGAUGUGUCCCGAACUCCAAAAAACGUCACUUCCGUGUUGGGCUCGGAAGACAACGUCACCACAUACUUUUACCCUCGGCCUCGAAACGACAACACUAUCGAGAAGAUCGUACUGCAGGUCAACAACUGGCUGCAGGCCAUCCUCAUCAAACUUUUACCUUGCUUUAUGCUGACCACCUUGACCCUACUCUUGGUGCACGCCAUGCACAAAGCAUACAGAAAGAGGCUGAAACUCAAAUCUCAAGGGAGAAAAGCUGAGUCGGACAAGAAUGGCGAACACAACCGAAUAACUCGUAUGCUUCUUGCUGUGGUCAUUCUCUUCACUCUGACCGAGCUCCCACAAGGUAUUUUAACUCUUAUGAACAUUUUCGUGCAGUGCUUCACAGAGGCCGUCUACGAUAAGCUAGGCGACUUGCUGGACAUCAUGGCGCUCACUAACAAUUCAGUCAAUUUUAUUCUUUACUGCACCAUGAGCACGCAGUUCAGGACCACGUUCGCCACCAUUUUCUGCCCACAGCGUCCAGCGCCGACCGCCAGGUGGCUCAAACUAAGAAUAGUGAAGAGCCAGCAGGUAGAUGCAGAGUUCCUUGAAGACACGGACAGGGCGAAGGGCUCGACAGGCAACAAUAAUGGGCACAUCGGGUCCAAGUGCGCGUCCACAGCAAGCGAAGACAUUGCCCACUCUUCCCAGAUGCCGACUCAGUGUGAGGGAAGAAGCAUUGAAAAGUUACCGAUACUCGUGGAAUGUAACAACGGAAACGCAAGCCACACACACGGCUACUACCCAGAUCAUAGUCAUGUGUGAUUGAUGGCCACCUCAGCCCGGCAUAAACCUUUUUUGUUCAACUCCAUCUGUACAUAUGUGCGACAUAAGAAUUCCAUCUAAAGUACUAAUGUACCCAUUCGUGUCACAUUGUGGGAAAUUCAAACAAAACAUUUUGUUCCCAAUGUCAUCCUAGUUUUUGUUAUUUUAUGUCAUAGUAAGGAUACAAACUCAAUGUUUCUUUAGUCAGUGGAUAGAUUGGUUUUUGUUUAUGCCAUUAUAUACAUAAUUAUCCCCCCCCCCCACACUUGUUUGAUACAAAAAAAAAGACUCAAUGCGGCCUUAGUUAUUGACCAAACAACCCAGCUGUGUGUGCUGUUCCAUUAGCAUCUCUCCCCCAAACUAUUCAUAGCUCAUUGUACGUGUAUGUUUACACUCAGGCCAGUAGCAAGGGAAACCUGUUAGUAUGUUUUACCUGAUCCUCCAAAUCGUUGCGAGUUCCAUUUCGGUUUCCAGUCUGUGAAACAUCAGCUUCAUUGUGCUAAGUACGCAUACAGUAACUCAUACACAUGGACAGUGUCUCAUAUUGACAGUAAAUCAUAUAUAGUGACAGUGUCUCGCUGGGUAAGCUCAUUCAUGUGAAUCGGUUUAAAUAAUCUGCUGCUACCAGCUGACUUUAUUUCGAAGGACGUUAUCCUGAUUGUGAUCCAGUAAUGAAUAGACUUAAUGAAUAAUUUUAAUUAAUUUUCUAAUAAUACUUUAAUUGAAUUAAGAUCGACGGAAACAUUUAACACAUUUUUGUUUUAUAAAAUUUGCUUUAAAAAUCAACAAAUGGUUUUCAUUGAAGACAAAAACGAAGAAAUUAAUUUGAUAAAUUAUGUAGAAUGUAUUAUUGAUAAGUCUUGUAGAAUUAUGUCGAUAUCAUUGAUAAGUCUUGCAGAAUGUAUUGCUACAUCCUUGAUAAGUAUUGCAGAAUGUAUUGGUACAUCACAUUGAUAAGUCUUGCUGAAUGUAUUGCUACAUCACAUUGAUAAGUCUUGCAGAAUGUAUAGCUACAUCACAUUGAUAAGUCUUGCAGAGUGUAUUGCUACAUCACAUAAUAAGUCUUGCAGAAUGUAUUGGUACAUCACAUUGAUAAGUCUUGCAGAAUGUAUUGCUACAUCACAUUGAUAAGUCUUGCAGAAUGUAUUGCUACAUCACAUUGAUAAGCCUUGCAGAAUGUAUAGCUACAUCACAUUGAUAAGUCUUGCAGAAUGUAUUGCUACAUCACAUUGAAAAGUCCUGCAGAAUGUAUAGCUACAUCACAUUGAUAAGUCUUGCAGAAUGUAUUGGUACAUCAUUGAUAAGUCUUGCAGAAUGUAUAGCUACAUCACAUUGAUAAGUCUUGCAGAAUGUAUUGCUACAUCACAUUGAAAAGUCCUGCAGAAUGUAUAGCUACAUCACAUUGAUAAGUCUUGCAGAAUGUAUUGGUACAUCACAUUGAUAAGUCUUGCAGAAUGUAUUGCUACAUCACAUUGAUAAGCCUUGCAGAAUGUAUAGCUACAUCACAUUGAUAAGUCUUGCAGAAUGUAUUGCUACAUCACAUUGAAAAGUCCUGCAGAAUGUAUAGCUACAUCACAUUGAUAAGUCUUGCAGAAUGUAUUGGUACAUCAUUGAUAAGUCUUGCAGAAUGUAUUGCUACAUCACAUUGAUAAGUCUUGCAGAAUGUAUAGCUACAUCACAUUGAUAAGUCUUGCAGAAUGUAUUGCUACAUCACAUUGAAAAGUCCUGCAGAAUGUAUAGCUACAUCACAUUGAUAAGUCUUGCAGAAUGUAUUGGUACAUCAUUGAUAAGUCUUGCAGAAUGUAUUGGUACAUCACAUUGAUAAGUCUUGCAGAAUCUAUAACGAUCGAAUGUAUAUAAGAUUCUAUGACUAUGACUAUGUUUGGAAUGAAAGGUUAUCAGAUGUAAGCCUAUAUGAGAUGUAAGCCUAUAUGAGAUGUAAGCCUAUAUGAGAUGUAAGCCUAUAUGAGAUGUAAGCCUAUAUGAGAUGUAAGCCUAUAUGAGAUGU
Molecule: messenger RNA, 4106 nt
Organism: Biomphalaria glabrata
Lineage: Eukaryota; Metazoa; Mollusca; Gastropoda; Planorbidae
Product: G-protein coupled receptor dmsr-1-like
Exons: 5
Coding region: 716-2098 (460 amino acids)
Biological process (GO): G protein-coupled receptor signaling pathway
Cellular component (GO): membrane
Molecular function (GO): G protein-coupled peptide receptor activity
Source: RefSeq, a predicted model, not a curated record